Olea europaea var. sylvestris is the source of this 1480-nucleotide messenger RNA. Its product is annotated as probable protein phosphatase 2C 66. Bases 241 to 1176 code for a protein of 311 amino acids. Lineage: Eukaryota; Viridiplantae; Streptophyta; Magnoliopsida; Lamiales; Oleaceae. The transcript is spliced from 3 exons. The record is from RefSeq and is a predicted model, not a curated record. Gene Ontology annotation, biological process: protein dephosphorylation. Gene Ontology annotation, molecular function: protein serine/threonine phosphatase activity.
UUAGCUUUGAACAAAAUGACAGUUUCUUUCUUGGCAUGGAAAAGUUUCAAGACGGUUUUAGCUCAAUGAGAAAGGAAAUGUUAACCUUUAUUGCGACAGGUUCUAUUUUGUAAGAAAACGGAUUUAUCUGACGUGGCUUAUCAAUUCGUGAAGUUGAUUUUCCAGGGUAAGGAUCUUAUAAUUGGAAACAUUGGCGACUCCAGAGCAGUAUUGGCAACAAGAGACAACGGCAAUGCUUUGAUGGCAGUACAGUUGACAGUGGACUUGAAACCUGAUCUUCCAAGAGAAGCUGCUCGGAUCCGGAAGUUUAAAGGAAGAGUUUUUGCACUGAAAGAUGAGCCUGAAGUUACACGUGUAUGGUUGCCAACUAGCAAUUCACCUGGUUUGGCAAUGGCCAGAGCCUUUGGGGACUUCUGUUUGAAGGAUUUUGGUUUAAUUUCUAUCCCAGAUGUCUAUUACCACCACAUCACUGAGAGAGAUGAGUUUGUCAUUCUUGCCACUGAUGGGGUAUGGGAUGUCCUCUCCAAUGAGAAAGCAGUGGAUAUUGUGGCUUCUGCUCCUGACUGUGGAACAGCCACACGGGCUCUAGUUGAUCAUGCUAGUAGAGCAUGGAGGUUCAAGUACCCAGCAUCCAAGAACGAUGACUGUGCCGCUAUAUGUCUUUUCCUCAAACAUGUAUCUUCAAUUGAUGUGUUAGAAGCACGAAAUGGUGUCACCAAGGCCCACGAAGAGGACGACUUGAAGAAGAUCCUUGUCCCUACACCAGCGGAUAUGGAGAUCUCAAACAAAGCUCUUGCUGGCGGCAUUGUACAUUCGUGUGCAACUACCAACGAGUCAAGUGUGAUAUUGCCUGUGACGGAUGUGGCUGAAGAACAAAAUGAUGUCACCAAUGCGGACAAAGAGAAAGCGAAGAAGCUCCCUUUCUCUAGGGAAGAAGAUAUGGGAAUCUCAGAUGAAGCCCGUGCUACUGAAGUUUUACAUUCAGAUAUUACUGAGUCCAGUGAGAUAGUUCCUGUUGUUGAGGAAAUGGAGAAGCUACCAGAUUGGCCUCUUUGCCAGUUUAAGAGGAGUCUAGCAGAGUGCCUUUCGACUGCAGAUGAUGAAUGGUCAGCACUUGAAGGUAUUGCCCGGGUUAAUAGUCUACUUAGUCUUCCAAGAUUGUCUUCUAAAUCAUGAAAAUGGCCACAAGGCUUAAAUUUGAUCAAAGUGCAUUGUACAUUUUUGUUGCAAGAUAAAGCCUUUCUUCCUGAGUUCUCGAUGGACGAACCGCACGACUGCAUACGUCCAUAGACCCAAAAGUUUCAGAAUUUUGGGAUAAUAUUAGAACAUAUAGUAAUAGCUGAAUGGUAUUAUGGUGGAUAAUAUUCUUUAAUUACAUCAUGAUAUCAUUUACUUAUAACUAUCUAUUUAAAUUUUUAUGUUUAAUUCUUUUAGAUGAUCAUAUAUGGUACACCGAACACCAACUUUAUGUAUUGGUUUA